Messenger RNA from Cyprinus carpio (common carp), 3176 nucleotides. RefSeq names its product B-cell receptor CD22-like. Lineage: Eukaryota; Metazoa; Chordata; Actinopteri; Cypriniformes; Cyprinidae. The record is from RefSeq and is a predicted model, not a curated record. The transcript has 10 exons. Bases 1227 to 2702 code for a protein of 491 amino acids.
GAACUCUUACAUCAUCAUCAUCAUUAUACGAUAAGAGAGGAAAGAGAGAAAAAAAGACAAUGCAACAUGACCAAUGCAAUUAGUUUUUUCAGUGCUGUUUAUCAGUGUCUUUUAGUUUACAGUGGUUGAAUCAGGAUCUUAUUCUACAGUUUCUUUUACAACAACUGAAACAUUCAUGACACUGACAUUUAGUAUCUCAGCAGAAAGACUGCUAUCUUACUAACUCACACCUAUGUCCAUAUAUCUAAUGAUCAGGGAAGUUCAAUAAGUGUGUGUGUGUGUGUGUGAGAGAGAGAGAGAGAGAGAAAGAGAGAGAGGAAUACUAAGAAACAGAGGAAGGUUAACAUUCACUGUGUGCUCUUGUUAAGCUGCUUGUUGAUUUAUAUUUCAACGUGGAAAAAAAGAUUCAUUCCAACACAGUAAGAUCAUUUUACCUUUUUUUUUUCUAUUUACUGUAUAUGAGAUAGGACAGAGUUGACUGAGGCAUAUGCAAAAGUCUUUGGUAAUUGUUGGUUCACAGAGCCCAUUUAAAUAAUAAAUGGUUCUGUAUGCAGAUAAAGCUUUAUCUCAUGUCAUAAUUUUCAGAAUUCACUAUGUUGACAUCUCUCACGAUGUCUCUUCUGAACUUAGUGAUCAUCACUGCAGGUGAGUGUUCAUAGUUUAAGAGUCGCUACAGAGAUAUUCACUGCAGAGGAUUCAUUAGCGAGCAAAUGAUGUAAUGCUAAAUAUCUCCAAAUCUUUAUGAAGAAAUAAACUUGUCUAAAUCUGGGAUGGCCCGAGGGUAAAUUUUCAUUUUUGGGCAAACUAUUCUUUUCAAAGCCUGACUAGUGAACAUGCCCUGUUCUCUAACUUCUGUUCCUGGUUAUGAGAUCAAACAGUCAAUUGGACUAAACUUACUGUAACUGAUGGAAAACCACCUGACCUGUGUUUAGAACCAGAAUAUAGAGGAAGAGUUCAGUGAAUAUAAACACUUACAGAAUCACUUUGUUGAAUGUUGAACAGAAGCUGAUGAACACAUCUACUGCAGAGAUGCAUUGAAUGAAGAGAACUGGACUUUAACAGCGACUCCUGGAGCUCAGCUUAAUGUCACAGAUCUGCAGGUGGAGACACAGCAGAGUGUAAAAGAGGGAGAUUCAGUCACUCUGACAUGUAACAGCAGCUGCUCUCUGCCUCAAAAAACAACAUUCAUCUGGUACAAGAACACACAGAGAUUAACUACAGGAACCAUGAAAGAGAAUCAGCUUCAGCUGCAGUCAGUCAGUCGUGAUGAUGCAGGAAACUAUCAGUGUGCUGUUUCAGGAUAUGAACAUCUGAUCUCUCCACCUGUUUAUUUUAAUGUAAUAUAUCCUCCCCAGAGCGUCUCAGUGUCCAUCAGUCCAUCUGGUGUAAUAGUGGAGGGAGAUUCAGUGACUCUGAGCUGCAGCAGUGAUUCAAACCCUCCUGGAGAUUUCACCUGGUUUAAAGGAGGACAGUAUGCUGGAUCUAGAAGAAUCUACAGCGUCUCAAACAUCAGCUCUGAUCACAGUGGAGAAUACAAGUGCAGAUCCAGAAAUAAACAUGGAGUGAGAUACUCUGAUGUAGUGAUACUGAAUGUGAUGUAUGCUCCAAGAAAUGUUGUGGUGGCCCUUAAUUCAUCUGCUGAAAUAGUGGAAGGAGGUUCAGUGACUCUGACCUGCAGCAGUGAUUCAAACCCUCCUGGAGAUUUCACCUGGUUUAAAGGAGGACAGUAUGCUGGAUCUCAAAGAAUCUAUGGCAUCUCAAGGAUCAGCUCUGAUCACAGUGGAGAAUACAAGUGCAGAUCCAGAAAUAAAUAUGGAGAGAAAUACUCUGAUGUAGUGAUACUGAAUGUGAUGUAUGCUCCAAGAAAUGUUGUGGUGGUCCUUAAUUCAUCUGGUGUAAUAGUGGAAGGAGAUUCAGUGACUCUGAGCUGCAGCAGUGAUUCAAACCCUCCUGGAGAUUUCACCUGGUUUAAAGGAGGACAGUAUGCUGGAUCUAGAAGAAUCUACAGCGUCUCAAACAUCAGCUCUGAUCACAGUGGAGAAUACAAGUGCAGAUCCAGAAAUAAACAUGGACUGAGAUACUCUGAUGUAGUGAUACUGAAUGUGAUGUAUGCUCCAAGAAAUGUUGUGGUGGCCCUUAAUUCAUCUGCUGAAAUAGUGGAAGGAGAUUCAGUGACUCUGAACUGCAGCAGUGAUUCAAACCCUCCUGCUCUGAUCUUCAGCUGGUUUAAAGAGAAUCAAAGCUCAGCUGUUGGAUCUGGACAGAGUUUCAGUAUCUCCAGCUUUAACUCCAGUCACAGUGGACGCUUCUAUUGUGAGGCUCAGAAUAAACAUGGAUCUCAGAGAUCAGAGUCUGUUUCAGUCACUGUUAAAGGGACUCAGAGAGCUGCUCUACAAACAGUUACUGGGAUUGUGGCAGGAUUGAUCUUCAUCGUCAUCAUCAUCAUCAUCAUCAUCGUGUUCAUAAGUAGGAAGAGGCAGAGAGAAUGUGGAACUGAAGAUUUGAAUCAAAAGCAGACGGCUGACUCGAGUGAUGAUACAUACACAGCUCUGGAUCCAGUGUCCAGAACAUCUGCUGACAUUUACAGCACGAUCAGAUCUGGUGACUCCAGAGCUCCUAAUGACACCUACACGGCUCUCGAUCUUCAGUCCAGAUCGUCUGAUUAUGAGACUCUAGCAGUAACUUCAGCAGAUCCACAUUAAACUCUCCUCACAGUAUUACUGCUCAGAUGGAGAUACUGAUGCUCCUCAGAAACUCAUAAAUACCAUAUUUUGAUACUUAGUUCAUUAUCAGUAAUCUUCUUAAAACUUCUUGAAGUAAGAGUGUAUACUGUAAUCGAGCUUAUAACAGUUUGCAGAAGUGUUUUUUUUCAGUCUUUCCUACAGUAUAUUGUACAUUACACAUUUUCAUUACACUUGCGCUGCACUCACAAAUAGGCUACAUUUUAACCUGUGUAUUUCUGUUUUUUAAAGUAACAUUGCAAUAAUGUAGUUUAGUAUGUCUUCACUGGAGGAUUGAAGACGAAUUAUGUUAUCUUCAAGCAUCGUUUUCUGGUUAAACUCUGGACAAUCUGUAACUGAUUGUAUUAAAGUUUCUAGCUGCUCUUAUAUCUGAGUGGAUUUUGUUCUACUGUAUCUUUAUUAAAGUAGCCUAAUAAAGUUUGACAUCCAACAUAA